ACCAUUGUAAAUUUACCUCAGCAUUAGGAAAAACAGUACUUUUUCUGCAUACCCGUGUGGAUUUGAGACACCAGUAAGGAUGCAACCGUGCUGUGAAUCUGUAAAUGGCUCUUGCAUAAGGAGCAGCUGGUCAAACAGUACCCGUGUUUCCAUGUAUAUCUUCAUGGUUUGCAUUAUUCUAGCCACAGUGGUUGGAAAUUUGACAGUUAUCAUCUCAAUAUCACAUUUCAAGCAGCUCCAUACGCCUACUAAUUUCCUGAUACUUUCAAUGGCUACAGUAGACUUCCUGCUGGGAUUCUUCAUCAUGCCUUGCAGUAUGGUGCGCUCUGUUGAGAACUGCUGGUAUUUUGGGGAGCUCUUCUGCAAGAUCCACACGAGCAUGGACAUUAUGCUGAGCACAGCUUCUAUUUUCCACCUUUCCUUCAUAUCCAUUGACCGUUACUAUGCUGUGUGUGAUCCUUUAAGAUACAAAUCCAAGAUAAAUACUUUUGUUAUUGUGGUCAUGGUGUUCAUAAGUUGGACAGUCCCUGCUGCUUUUGCUUUUGGGAUGAUCUUUCUAGACCUGAACUUGAGAGGGGCAGAAAAGAUUUAUAAUCAUGUCCAUUGUGCAGGAGAAUGCCUUCUCAUUUUUAGUGAAACUUCAGGUAUUGUGGCCUCUGUAGUAUCUUUUUACAUUCCUGGAUUUGUUAUGCUGUACAUCUAUAGGAAAAUAUACUCUGUAGCCAAGAAGCAGGCAAGAUCCAUUAAUGCAAUUAGCAAAAAAAAGGUGCAAUUUGAAAUGAAGAAUCACAUUUCAUUCUGCAAAGAAGGGAAAGCUGCUAAGACAUUAGGCAUAAUAAUGGGAGUGUUUCUCAUCUGCUGGACUCCAUUCUUCUUCUUUACAGCUACCAAUCCAUUUAUGAAUUAUGUUAUACCUCCUAUUCUCAUCGAUGCUCUGGUUUGGUUUGGCUAUUUAAAUUCUACAUUUAACCCAAUUGUUUAUGCAUUUUUUUACAUGUGGUUUCGCAGGGCAUUAAAAAUUAUUCUGUUCGGAAAAAUUUUUCAACAGGACUCUUCCAGGUCUCAUUUGUUUUUAGAUUAACAUGUUUUAAAUGGUUGCAUUCAUGGCUUAGAACUUUUUCCUGGAGGCUGAAUUCCUGGGUGUAAGAUCUGAAAAGGGAGGAAACACCUAUUUGUUUACCCAUUUACUAAAUCCAAUUCAAGCAGAUAAGCAAUUGUGCUUUACAUCUUAUUUCAUUCCAGACUGGGAUUUGUAUGUGAUGUUUUGAUUAGAUCUAUUUAUUUUCAAUGUGCAGAAGAGCAAGACUUACACUUAAAAAAACUUACCACACUUUACAUACCUGAUCUUAAUCAUUAAAAAACUAUUCUGAUACAACAGAUUGAUUUCUUGAACAAGGUGAUUUAUAUUACAAUAUUUGUGUUUAUUUGUUGUCCUCUAGAAAGAACGGAAAAACCUUUUCCUUUGAAUUUCUUUACAUCUUCGAGCAAUUAUCCAAAGCUUGAUAAGUUUUUCCCUCCUAUUCAAUAUUUGUGCAGAGUUCUAAACAGACCAAUAACCAGCCAUACCAGCACACUCAAUGGAGGGAAGAUGAGACAGAGAAAAAUUGUGCUGUUCUAUCUGUUUUCAUUUCAACUAGUGCUUGUCACUUAUGAGUUUGUCACUUAAAGGCUUUGCUGUUUAAUGAGAUCAAAAGCAUGUUUAAUGAGAUCAAAGACAAGGAAAAAUAUGAUGUAUGAAAUGAAAAGCAAUUGCAAAAAAGCUGCAUUGAACCUGAGAAUGCCAGAAAAUUAUAUUUGUCUAAUGAAUGUUUAGAUGUAAAAUAUUUGCCAAUUCUCGUGUCAGGGACCUUUUUUUAGCUUGGAGAUAUUGUUAUUUUGUCUGAUGGCAAUGCUGUGACAACUUUUGAGGAAAGCAUAUAGAGAAUUGUGAAGAAAUCUUGUGGUUGAAAUCAGUUGGAUUAUGAAGGACCAGUAGUGGCAAUGGACAGGAAAGGAUUAGUAUGUGAGAAGCAACCAUGGAGAGAAAUUGGUGACUGUACUGAAGUAAGAACUACAUUCAGCAGUAUGCCCUUCAUUUAUGUUCAUUGUAUAAGUGCACAUCAUAUGUGUAUCUUGUCUUUAUUUUCUGUAAUUUGUAGAGCACUGAAACACUCUAUGCUGUGAAGCAUAAAAGUUGAAUGAUGAUACGUUUCUGCAGCGUGAAAUAUCGGGAUCUGAGAUUGUCUCUCUUACUGUUUCGUUGCCAUCUUGUAAAGUUUGUAC
Messenger RNA from Pseudopipra pipra, 2262 nucleotides. RefSeq names its product trace amine-associated receptor 1-like. The record is from RefSeq and is a predicted model, not a curated record. Gene Ontology annotation, cellular component: dendrite; plasma membrane. The transcript has a single exon. Gene Ontology annotation, molecular function: neurotransmitter receptor activity; G protein-coupled serotonin receptor activity; trace-amine receptor activity. Lineage: Eukaryota; Metazoa; Chordata; Aves; Passeriformes; Pipridae. Gene Ontology annotation, biological process: G protein-coupled receptor signaling pathway, coupled to cyclic nucleotide second messenger; chemical synaptic transmission. Bases 80 to 1081 code for a protein of 333 amino acids.